Molecule: messenger RNA, 4337 nt
Organism: Onthophagus taurus
Lineage: Eukaryota; Metazoa; Arthropoda; Insecta; Coleoptera; Scarabaeidae
Gene: cv-d
Product: vitellogenin-like lipoprotein
Biological process (GO): lipid transport
Molecular function (GO): lipid carrier activity
Source: RefSeq, a predicted model, not a curated record
AGUUUCGUUCAUCCAAAAAUGCGACGAAUAACUGCUUUGAUUGUGCUUGCAUUUUAUGCAAAUGCAUUUGAAAGUUUAAAUGAACAACGGCCCAAAAAUUAUUGGAAUGAUUUAAUUCCAAUUGGAAAAGAAAUCGAUUAUAACUACGAAGCUACUUUAAACGCUGGAAUAUCCCUCCCCGAUGAUUAUUCUUCAAUGUUCCAUUUAAGAGGUGUUCUUCACGUCCAAAUAAGCGAUGAGAAUGAACUCCUCUUAAAAUUAACCAAUUUAAAUUACACCAUGGAUAAUGGAAAAGUAUCCGAAUUUCCGGAAAAAGUUCCUAUGCAACUCGGCGAUCACAUGUCACUUUUAUCAUCUCAUUUCAAACUCGUUAUGGAUGAAUAUGGCGAUUUUCAAGAGAUUAUUUUUGAAGAAACCACCCCGGAAUUUAUUCGAAAUAUUCAAAAAGGAUUAGCUCAAAUGUUCAUCAUUCGUUGGCACGGAAUGUCCAUGAAAUCCACUAAAUUCCAAACAAUCAGAGAAGCUAACACUAUUUGGAAUUACAUUCCAAACGAUAACAUGCUAAAAAUUGAAAUGUUAGGAACACUGUAUGGUUCCCAUGACGAAUCUCUCCAUAACGUGGAUUCGUUCACAUGUGAUGAAUCAUUCGAAGAACCUUUAUCGCGAGACUUACAAAGAGUUUAUACACUGAAUAAAUCAAAAAAUUUAAUGGAAAAAAUUGUGCAAACCGGCGGAGUUUAUUAUCAUCCAUUUAAAGGCGUACCUCCACCAUACAGCAUUUAUGUAACCCAAACGUUAGAAAUGAUUCAUAUGCAUGAUAUCGAAACACCAUGGACAUUUAAAAAAGAAGAUAAAGUUGAUUCAUUAAGUAUGAAUUUCAACGACCCUAAUUUACCAGUAAAUAAUAUUACGAACAAAGAAACAUUAAUACCAAUCGCAGUAAAUCUUAUUCAAGAAGUAAUCCAAUUUAUUGAAACUCGUAAAAUUGAUUUGUCAAUGCCCGAUUUCGAAAAACAUCAUAUUCCGAGCCGAUUAAGAAUUAUUUUACAACAUUUCGAUAUGAAUAUGUUGGAAAAUCUUUUAAAAUUAUUAAUCGAGAAAGGUCAAAAAGAAACCGAUGUGUUUUAUCAAGUGAUAGCACAAGUUGGAACACACGAUUCGAUAAAAUUAUUAAUUUCAUUAAUUAAAACGAAAAAAUUAAAUGAAUUCCAAGCGAUUAGAGCACUUCAAAAAAUGCCUUUUUAUACCGUCAUAAAUGAAGAGAUCUUUAAUGAUUUGCACGUUUUGUUGGAUCUUGGUGUUUCUUGGGAAAUUCAAAAUGUGGCUAAUUUAUGUUACGGUUCGUUCAUGCAUAGAGCUCAAAAAUCACAUUACAUUUCGUCUACAACAGAAAAGAAAGUUAUUAAAACUAUCAUUAAAAAGUUAAAAGCAACGAAUAUAAUAGAGGAAAAAUAUUCUUACUUUAAUACUUUACACAAUUUAGGUUCAUGGAUGACUCAUGAUUAUCUUCUUCAAUUUUUAAAUGAUAAAGAAUUAAGAAUGAAAGCUUUAACAACACUACAUAGAACCAUAGCUGAUCGUUACGAUGGAUCCGCGCUGCAAAUCUUAAUGGAUAGAUCUUUACCAACAGAUUACCGAAUAAUGGCUUUUUACACAUUUAUGCAAUCUCAACCACGUUUAUCGGAAUUAAUUAAUAUUUAUUGGAUGAUGCUAACGGAAACUGAUAUUGAUUUAUAUCAAUUUUAUUAUACUUACAUGCAAUCUAUGGCAAAUAUAAAAAAUCCGUGUAGAAAAGCGAUGAAAUUGAAAGCGAUACAAUUAAUGAAAUAUAUGCAUUCACCUUACAGACAUUCUUUAACAGGAUAUAAAUUAGUCGAGCAAUAUAAACCUGAAAUAAACCGAGGGGAAUAUUUAGAUUGGUUUAUUAUCGAUUCAAAUGAUUCUUUAUUGUUACAUCUUGGAUAUGGGAAAACUAUUAUGAAUAUGCACAUGAGACCGAUUAGCUUUUAUAUGAGACUUAGCGGGUUACAAGGAAAACUUUUAAACGAUUUAAAAUUAAACAUACAGAAAGGAAUGAAAUUGUUUAAUUACAACGAGGUUUUAAAAAAUAUUAUGAAGAUUUUGGACAAUGAACAUGUUCUCCUCGACAUCGGGUAUGCCGAAAAUGGUCAAAUCUUAUUAUCCGAUACCUUACAUAAAUCCAAUUAUCUUGAUAAACUAAAAUUUUACAUGAAAUAUUCGAAGUUUGAAGACGAAACUGCUAUUGAUAUAAAUUUCGAUUUCGUUUACCGCCUUAACGUGCAAAAUAACAUAGGAUUCCAUAUUUCCCAAAAUAUACAAAGGGUUAUAUUGGAACGAAGACUAUUCGACAUGCAUUUUGAUUACAAAGAUAACAUUAUAACUUUGAAUUUUAACGGAAAAUUGGAUUGGUCCGAAUAUUAUGAUAACGGGUUAUACACUCAUAAUCCAAUUUCGCAAACAUGGCAAGGUGUUGGAAAAACAACAAUUUAUGAUAACGUUAUUCCGAUUACUCUCGAUAUCAACUUGAAUUUACAACAAGAUUUACUUAAAAUAUCUUGGAGAGGACAAAAGAACGAAGAAGAUAACGUUAUCGCAGCCAGAAGUUACGUUGCUCAUCACGUAUUAAAUUAUAAUCACCUUAAUUCGAACACAUUAAAGAAAUUUAAUCCAAACGCUUUAGGACAUGUCAUAUUACCAACAAAUCUCGAUGUUAGAAAUACUCAUACCAUAAUCGAAAGCGACGAUCAAAACACCGGUUUUAAAUCGAGCGUAACAAUAUUCGAUACUGAAGACUCAAAAUCAGUUGAUGAAAUAUCUCCGUUAAAAACAGAAGGAUUAGAUGUUUGUUCGCAUUUAGAACUUAUGCUAAAACACCUUCAAUUCGACGAUAAUUUAGUCAGCAACAUGUUGAAAUACUCAACAAUGGAUAAUGAAUUAGAAAUGAUGUAUAAACAUGGAAGAAGAGGUGUUUUAAUGUUAAUGCAACCAAGUAAAAUUAAUCCCAUUACAAAUAUGGAAGUCACACUUCGUUUAGACCACCAAAUCACCAAAGAAACGCAUUCAUUAAUUUUACCCGAAAUGAAUAUAAUAGUAAAAGGAAGUUUCUCGUUAAAAAAUAAAGAAGAAUUGAUGAAGCGUUGGGAUGCCAGUAUUAAUUGGGAAUUAAAUAGCGGACAUACUGUAAAUAGCGUUAAAGCACAAUUAACGAGAAUUAAACCAGGAGAAACUGAUUAUAAAAUUUGUCUCGAAGGAAUAGAAGUUUAUAAGGGGAUAAAUGCAAAUUUGGAAUUUACUGGAAACUUAGAUAUUAAAAUGGGGGAAACUACCGAUGGAACUUGUAAAGAUGAUGGAGGAAAAAUCGAUAUUAUCAUGAAAGGUGAACGCCUUCCUGAACAAUUAAAAGGAAAUUUCAAUUUUCCAUCAUGUCAUCGACAAGUUUUCUUAGAAAUUCCUUCCAGAAUGCCUUCUUAUUCGUGUUUAGCCGAUAAAUUAACGAUUAGAAAAUACGAAUUUGAAAUUAAAUCUAAAAACGUCCCCGAUAGAUUACAAAGGUUUAGUCAAAGAAUGUUGGAAUUCUUAAAAGUUAAUUAUUACGAUCAUUACUCGAUCGAUAAAUCAAACGAACCAACUAAUGAAAAUAUAAAGAUCGUGAUGACUUAUCCAGUUCCGAAUGAUGUACUCGAUAUGGAAAUGGUUAAAGGAGAUCAUCGUUAUAAAUUAACAGCGCUUCCUGCUGUUAAUUUUAGACGAUACGGAUUUUUCAUUCCCGAUAAUCUUCUUUAUAGCAACAUCCAAAAAAUGAUGCACGUUACCGGAAUGACACAUAUUUGUUCUGCUAAUCAUUUAGAUGUUAUAAACGUUAAUAACACACUUAUGUCCAACGUUAUUAUGGAUGAUUGGGUUGUGGCUAUUCAAGAUGUCAUUGUUAAACCGUUAGAAUCUGAAUUCAAGAUUUUAUUGAAAAAACUUGACAAUAAAUUGGCUUUAAAAAUCGUACUAAGAGAUAUUACUUUAACAGUGUUACCAGUGGGAAAUAAAUAUGAAAUAAAGAUCUCAAAUAAUGCACAAAUUGGAGGUGUAACUCAAGUACCAAGCGAUCUUCUUGUUUUCAACAACGAUUUGGUAACUUUAUUAAAUAAAGAUAAUAUGCUUACCAUUUUCAUAAAGGAACGAGGCACUCACUUGGUGUAUAAUGUAAAUGAGGUGAUGAUGGAAGUUCCAAGGUUGAAUAAAUUUAUGGAAGGAAUUUGUUUGUAAAUCAUUGUUUGUUGAUUGUUUAAAUCUGGUAAAUGUUUAAAUAAAAAGGUGCAUCAUAA